AUGUUCAAGUGCCAUGAGAAAGAACUGGACAGUCAGACUGUUGGAGCCUUCAUUGUGACAGUCACAAUUCAGGGUCCAGGCAUAAGAAAUAUAUUUGGUGUCCAUCUCAGUGAAGAAAUAUAUUUUGGGUCCCGUAGUAUUCAUGGAGUUUGCAAGACUAAUAGUCAGUUGUUAGUUAAGCAUCUGGAUCACAAAUCACUCAUGGGUCUUGGUGACUGGCUUAGAAAAAAGUGGAAUGCAGCUGUUAUGCGUAAAAAUGAGGCUGAAACUGCUCUGGAAAAACUGGAGCAGAAAGAUAUCACUGAAGCUGUUUUGAGGGAACACAAAUAUGAUGAUGGCUGGGAGAUUUCAGAUGUUAGAUUGCAUCUUGCUGACCUCAAGGACAACUAUCAAAGAGUGGAGAAAUCAAUGAAAACUAAACGUACUACUUUGGGAGCUGAUGGUUUACUGCGCACAUGUUGA
Molecule: messenger RNA, 462 nt
Organism: Laccaria bicolor S238N-H82
Lineage: Eukaryota; Fungi; Basidiomycota; Agaricomycetes; Agaricales; Hydnangiaceae
Exons: 6
Coding region: 1-462 (153 amino acids)
Source: RefSeq, a predicted model, not a curated record